AUGACUCAAGAUACACUCGCUUUCCAAUGUGCUUUUGUCACUGGUGGAGGAGGUGGUAUCGGCCGUGUAUUGGCUGAGUAUCUAAUCUCCAAGGGCAAAAAGGUUCUUAUCGCUGGCCGAACAGAGUCAAAUCUCCAGUCAACAGCGAAGGAAAUCAGUGCUGCGGGAUAUUACGUUCUCGACACGGGCAAAACAUCUGAUAUUCCUGCCUUUGUCAAGAAGAUCACCUGCGAACACCCAGAACUCGAUUGUCUGAUCAACAACGCCGGUGUCCAGCGUCCCAUUGAAGUCCUCAAGGAUGACGAUUUCCUGGACAAAGCAGAUCAAGAAAUUGACAUCAAUAUCCGCGGGCCCAUGCAUCUCGCUCUCAACCUCAUCCCUCACUUCAAAGAGAAGCCCAACGCCCUGAUCAUAAACGUCUCAAGCGUGUUGGGCUUCAUUCCCUUCUCCAUCAUCAACCCGGUGUACAACGGCACCAAGGCCUGGUUGCACUUCUGGUCCAUGAAUUUGCGGACGCAGCUUAGGGAUACCAAUAUUCGUGUCGUGGAACUCGCACCGCCCAUGGUAGCUACCGACUUGCACCGGGAGCGGGAGAACCCCGACGAUAACAAGAAGGAGUAUUCACCUCAAACAUUGACGGUAGAGGAGUUUAUGGAUGAGAUUACACCCAAGUUUGAGAGAGGUGAUGAGACGAUUAGUGCUGGAAUGGGAGCAGAUGUAAUUGACAAGUGGUUUGAGACGUUUGGGGAGAAAUAUGAAGGGGCCGAGAAGGGUUAUAAGAAAUAG
This is a messenger RNA of Fusarium venenatum, 786 nucleotides long. RefSeq lists its product as uncharacterized. NCBI's taxonomy places the organism in Eukaryota, Fungi, Ascomycota, Sordariomycetes, Hypocreales, Nectriaceae. Gene Ontology annotation, cellular component: membrane. The record is from RefSeq and is a predicted model, not a curated record.